AGCGCGCGACAGUCGUUUGAAGAAGAGCGCUAUAAUUUGUCGACGCAAUGUCUAAAGAGGAUCUUUUAAAUGGCUUUGAUCAUAUGAUUUUGGACUAAACAGUCACAGAGUAAAAUCAAAAUCCACCUAUGGUAACGGCACAAAACAGUAUUCUUGUAUCGCAGGAUAUAUGACUAUUGUUUACAGCCUGAGAGAGGAAUGAACGAGGCGCAGUCGAUGCCGCAAGGACUUUCAGCAGCCUGGGACACAGUGACAUCUGUACUGGUGUCUCCUGUGCCACCAAAUGCUUCGACUGAUGAGGUUCUCUCUGAAACCUUGGCCCUGCUGGGUGUACAUGGACUGGGUCAGUAUGUGGAAGGUUGGCUGCUGGAGACUCUGCAGGUGCGUUUGACUACUUCUGUUGCUCCAGAGUUCUGGACGGGGCUCAAGCAGCCAGAGGGGGAGUCACAGGAGAGGGACAGGGCAAAGGCUUUACUAGAAGCCUUCAGAAACCUUCUCCAAGAGCUGCAACCUUUCCUUGAUGGUCUUGAGAGACUGGGCUCAUGGCAGGAUAAGAGCCGUGGAGGUCUGUCUGGUCCAGGGACCCGUGGUCUGACAGAGAGAGCUUUCUCUGUCAUUCGUGCCAUUCUUCUGUUCUCCCCUCCACCUGUGCUGCAAGAGCGUGUGUUGGAGUUUUACAGCCGCACUUUCUCCGUGCACAUGAGUCAGGCAGGGGAAGCUGUGGAGGCUGAGGAGGGCACAGCGGAUCAUGAUGAAGGUGGUUUGUGCCCGGGCUGUGCCGUCCUCCCUCACCUGUGUUGGUGUCAGGAAGCUCUAGAGCAGCUUCAAGAGCUCAGCCACAUACUCUCCACACUACAGCUGUUGGAGCGUGUGAGCUCAGAGGCCGUGACCAGCAUCCUGCACCAGCUGAUAGAGCAGAGGAUCAAGCAGCGCUGCAGGGGAGAAUACGAGAGCUCUUUUCUCACAGACUUCAAUGAUUGGUUGGGGCAGGUUUUGGGAUGGCUGAGCAGGGUGUUUGCCAGUAAGGUGGAAGAGGUAGGCAGUGAUGCCACACCUACAGAUGGCCAGCCAGCCAAUGCUCUCCUCCAGCGCUGGCACUGUCACAUGCACCAGUUCUUCUGCCGUAUCUACGUAAACAUGAGGAUCGAGGAGCUCUUCAGUAUCAUACGAGAUUUUCCAGAGUCCAUUCCUGCCAUUGAGGAUCUUAAGUUCUGUCUGCAACGGACCAAUCAGAGACAGCAGCUUCUUGCCUCCCUCAAAUCAGCCUUUGAAACACGACUGCUGCAUCCAGGAGUCCACACAUCUGACAUUAUCACUGUUUACAUCUCUGCCAUCAAAGCUCUAAGAGAGCUCGACCCCUCUAUGGUGAUCUUGCAAGUGGCCUGCCAACCCAUUCGCAGAUAUCUCAGAACGCGUGAGGACACUGUGCGUCAGAUAGUGGGCAGUCUGACGGGUGAUGCAGAGGGUUGUACUGAUCUAGCCAAUGAGCUCUCUCGAGCUGACCCUGUUACCUUGGAGACACAGGAUAGUGAAGAUGAGGGGAGUGAUCCAGAGGACUGGACCCCAGAUCCCACUGAUGCUCUCACAGAUAAAACUGGCUCUAAACGGCGCUCUUCUGACAUCAUCAGUCUGCUGGUCAGCAUUUAUGGAAGUAAAGAGAUCUUCAUUAAUGAGUACAAGACUGUACUGGCUGACCGACUUCUGCAUCAGCUCAACUACAACACAGCCAAAGAGAUUCGCAAUGUAGAGCUGCUGAAACUGAGGUUUGGCGAGUCCCACAUGCAUUACUGUGAGGUGAUGUUAAAGGAUGUAGCAGACUCUCGGCGGAUCAACGCUAAUAUUCGUGAGGAAGAGAGUCGUCUUCCUGUAGAGGAGCAGUCUACAUUACCGCUGUCUUCCAUGAUCAUCUCAUCUGAGUUCUGGCCCCAGCUGAAGGAGGAGAAGAUGGAACUGCCUGCAGUCGUCUCUAAAGCCAUGGAGGACUACACACACCGCUUUGAAAAACUCAAGGCAAUGAGGACUCUGAGGUGGAAGCCUCACCUGGGUUCUGUUACGCUGGAUUUGGAGCUGGAGAACAGAACCAUCGCAAACCUCACAGUGACUCCCAUCCAUGCUUCCGUCAUUUUACACUUCCAGGACAAAGGCACAUGGACUUUGGAAGAGCUGAGUAGUGUCCUAAGUGUGCCACAAGAGAUGGUGCGCAGGAAGUUGGCGCUGUGGCAGCAGCAGGGCGUGCUGCAGGAGGAAGCCGGAGGUCGAUAUACUGUUCAGGAGACAAGCUCUUGCAGAGAGAGAUCUGACAGAAGUGUCAUGCUCAUAGACAGUGAUGAGGAGGGAGACUCCAACACCGCAACACAGUCUGAGCAGAGAGAAGAGAAACUACAGCUGUUCUGGGCCUACAUUCAGGCCAUGCUGACUAACCUGGAGAGCAUGACUUUGGAGAGGAUCCACUCCAUGCUGCGAAUGUUUGUGGCUGCCGGAUCUGGGGUCACUGAGAUGGAUGUGAAUGAGCUGCAGGCUUUCCUGCAGAAGAAAGUCAGGGCCCACCAGCUUAUUGUGUCCACUGGUGUCUACAGGCUGCCCAAGACCACUCAGUAGUCAGAAACCAUUGAGUGGAGAUCAGAAAAACAAUAAUGAACUAUCUCAUAACUUGUGUCCCAAAACACAAAAUUAUCCUGGUUUGUUCAUUGUGCAAAAUAAUAAAACGACAAAUUUGGUAAUCAAAUCUUUGGAAACAUUGGAGGGUUUUCAAGCAUGAACUUAAGGUCUCAUGCCACAGUGUUUCAAUUGGGUUCAAGUCAUGACUUUGACUAGGCUACUCCAAAACUUAACUUUUGCUUUUUUGGAGCCAUUCAUAGGACUUACUCCUCUGCUUUGGAUUAUUGUCCUGCUGCAUAAUCCAGCCGCGGUUGAGAACCCUUCCCAGAAUGUAUUUCAAUCAGCUUCUUCCUCAUCAUUUCAGAAAUUUCUUUCACCUUUGGCAUAGUGUGUUACCAUCCAGGUGGAUGCUGCACAAUGGUGGUGGAUGAGGAGAUACCCUCUGACAAUGUAA
Molecule: messenger RNA, 3052 nt
Organism: Sinocyclocheilus anshuiensis
Lineage: Eukaryota; Metazoa; Chordata; Actinopteri; Cypriniformes; Cyprinidae
Product: anaphase-promoting complex subunit 2-like
Exons: 14
Coding region: 199-2598 (799 amino acids)
Biological process (GO): protein K11-linked ubiquitination; ubiquitin-dependent protein catabolic process; metaphase/anaphase transition of mitotic cell cycle
Cellular component (GO): anaphase-promoting complex
Molecular function (GO): ubiquitin protein ligase binding
Source: RefSeq, a predicted model, not a curated record